UAAAAAAAAAGUAAAGGGAAAUGGCCCGUACCAAGCAGACUGCCCGUAAGUCCACCGGUGGCAAAGCUCCACGUAAACAGCUGGCUACCAAAGCUGCUCGAAAAAGCGCUCCCUCUACUGGUGGAGUCAAGAAACCUCAUCGCUACAGGCCUGGUACUGUGGCGCUGCGAGAGAUUCGUCGUUACCAAAAGUCCACGGAACUUUUGAUUCGCAAGCUUCCAUUCCAGAGGCUGGUAAGGGAGAUUGCUCAAGACUUCAAGACAGACUUGAGGUUCCAGAGUGCAGCCAUUGGUGCUCUGCAGGAGGCUAGUGAAGCAUAUCUGGUGGGUCUCUUUGAAGACACGAACCUGUGUGCCAUCCAUGCCAAGAGAGUCACCAUCAUGCCCAAAGACAUCCAGUUGGCUCGUAGGAUACGGGGGGAGAGGGCUUAAGAGGAGGCAGUUUUUAUGGUGUUUUGUAGUAAAUUCUGUAAAAUACUUUGGUUUCAAUUUGUGACUUUUUUUGUAUGAAAUUGUUUAUAAUAUGUUACAUUUGUACUUAAGUCAUUCCAUCUUUCACUCAGGAUGAAUGCUAAAAGUGACUGUUCACAUAAAAACUCAGUGAUGUGAGCUUUGUUGCUCAACAGUGACAAGUUGCUAAUAUGCAGAAGGGAUGGGUGAUCUUUCUUGCUUUUCAUGCAUGUUUCUGUAUGUUAAUGACUUGUUGGGUAGCUAAAAUUGUAAGGUACUAGAAUUGAUAUAAAUGUGUACAGGGUCUUUUUGCAAUAAAACUGGUUAUAACUUGA
Molecule: messenger RNA, 784 nt
Organism: Podarcis raffonei (Aeolian wall lizard)
Lineage: Eukaryota; Metazoa; Chordata; Lepidosauria; Squamata; Lacertidae
Product: histone H3.3A
Exons: 3
Coding region: 21-431 (136 amino acids)
Cellular component (GO): nucleosome
Molecular function (GO): structural constituent of chromatin; DNA binding; protein heterodimerization activity
Source: RefSeq, a predicted model, not a curated record